CCUCGGCCGAGCAGCGCCGGAGCUCCCGCGUCUGUGUCUUGCUUCAACAGUGUUUGGACGGAGCAGACCCGGGGCCUCCCUUUGUUAGCGUCCGACCGCCCCCCAGUGUCUCCAGUCGCAGCCUCUGGGACCACCUCCUCGCCGCCUUCGGCUCGCAGGACCAGCCAGCACCGUCUCUCCGCGGUUAGCUCCACUGCGUAUCAGCCAUGAGCUCCCAGGUCCGUCAGAAUUACUCCACCGAAGUGGAGGCUGCGGUGAACCGCCUGGUCAACUUGCACCUGCGGGCCUCCUACACCUACCUCUCUCUGGGCUACUAUUUUGACCGGGAUGACGUGGCUCUGGAGGGCGUCGGCCACUUCUUCCGCGAGUUGGCCGAGGAGAAGCGCGAGGGCGCCGAGCGGCUGCUCAAGAUGCAGAACGAACGCGGAGGCCGCGCACUAUUCCAGGACGUGCAGAAGCCGUCUCAGGAUGAGUGGGGUAAAUCCCUGGAGGCCAUGGAAGCUGCCCUGGUCCUGGAGAAGAGCCUGAACCAGGCCCUCUUGGAUCUUCAUGCCCUGGCUUCUGCUCGCACAGAUCCUCACCUCUGUGACUUCCUGGAAAACCACUUCCUGGAUGUGGAGGUGAAGCUCAUCAAGAAGAUGGGCAACCACCUGACCAACCUCCGCAGGGUGACUGGGCCGCAGCCAGCGCAGACCGGUGUGCCAGCGCAGACCGGUGUGCCCUCGCCAUCUUUGGGCGAGUACCUCUUCGAGAGGCUCACUCUCAAGCAUGACUAGGAGGCCUCACCUUCCAAGGGGCUCCCUCCUCUGCUCUGCACCAGCCAGCCUCAGGACCUUCACCCGAACCUCUAGGCAGCUUUGUUAACCGCUCUGGAGCCCCUCCCAAGUCUCGGGACCAAGUGAAAAUAAAGCAUUUUGAAAUAGCA
Molecule: messenger RNA, 925 nt
Organism: Peromyscus californicus insignis
Lineage: Eukaryota; Metazoa; Chordata; Mammalia; Rodentia; Cricetidae
Gene: Ftl
Product: ferritin light chain
Exons: 4
Coding region: 207-776 (189 amino acids)
Biological process (GO): intracellular iron ion homeostasis; iron ion transport
Cellular component (GO): cytoplasm
Molecular function (GO): ferric iron binding; ferrous iron binding
Source: RefSeq, a predicted model, not a curated record